Messenger RNA from Acaulospora morrowiae, 969 nucleotides. The record is from the annotation of a GenBank genome assembly. NCBI's taxonomy places the organism in Eukaryota, Fungi, Glomeromycota, Glomeromycetes, Diversisporales, Acaulosporaceae.
AUGCCUAACUCGCCACGUCUCUCGCUAAUUCCACCAACUCCAUCACCACCAACUCAAUUAUGUAACUCGCCAUUGAGUAUUUCACCUCAAGAAGAAUAUUUUCAAUCAUUACCUCCUAUAACUGCAUCACCAAAAAGUUCACCAUUAUUAUCUCCGGUAUUACAGAAGCCAGCCCCGCUAAUAUCAUUAUUAGAUAACGUGCUAUCUACUUUGUUCCCUUCACUCAUAGGAUUCUCGAAUAAAUCUUUCUUUGCCAAAAUCACCGCAUUAAUGGCUUGCCCGGCAUUUCUUUUUCUCACGCUCACUUUACCUGUUGUGAACGUAGAGGACAGUUUAACUGAUGAUGACGAAAUUGACUCGAUUGACAAUCAAUUAAUUCGGCAUUUAGAGCCGCCUACUAUUGUUAUCAAUGAUAACCCUGAUUUGGUCAUUGUUCCCGUUCCUGAAAAAGAAAGACCCAUCGGUUGGAAUCGCUGGUUAACUGCCGUCCAGUUCCUAUUUGCACCCGUGUUUAUCUCUCUUGUCCUAUUCAGCGAUGAUCACUCCAUGGAAAAAUUGCUUAUUUAUUCGUUCAUUGUUGGAAUUGUAUUAUUCGCGCUCUGUAUCUUUUUUACAUGCGACAAUCAGCCCCCGAUUUUCCAUUCUCUACUAUGUUAUGUGGGAUUCGGUGUCGCAAUGGUGUGGAUAUACCUUGUAGCCAAUGAAGUAGUUAGUUUGUUGGAGGCGCUAGGAUUAAUUAUGGGAGUUGGUGAUGCCAUUUUAGGUCUCACAAUAUUUGCAAUGGGAAAUAGCCUCGGAGACCUUGUUGCUAACAUUACUUUUGCUAAAAUGGGUUCACCUAUGAUGGCUAUGAGCGCAUGUUUUGGGGGUCCUAUGUUGAAUAUCCUUCUUGGCAUUGGCCUUGGUGGAACAUAUGUGACGGCAAAAACUGGUGUUCCUUAUAAAAUCAAGGUCGAUCCAACUUUAUUU